Messenger RNA from Phycodurus eques (leafy seadragon), 6733 nucleotides. It is a transcript of the gene arap3, whose product is annotated as ArfGAP with RhoGAP domain, ankyrin repeat and PH domain 3. Gene Ontology annotation, biological process: signal transduction; positive regulation of GTPase activity. Bases 1686 to 6509 code for a protein of 1607 amino acids. NCBI's taxonomy places the organism in Eukaryota, Metazoa, Chordata, Actinopteri, Syngnathiformes, Syngnathidae. The record is from RefSeq and is a predicted model, not a curated record. Gene Ontology annotation, molecular function: phosphatidylinositol-3,4,5-trisphosphate binding; GTPase activator activity; protein binding. The transcript is spliced from 35 exons.
UAACGUGAUGCUAACAUCGAACUAACGUAACGCUCACGUGAAGUUGAGGGGAUACUAUCAGGUUGCUAACGCGAUGCUAAGUUGACUUUGUGGGGGCAAAAGAGAAUCUCUGAGGUGUCCAGUCAAGUGUGACUUCCUCACUUUGUUUUUACGGCCGACUCCACAUUGUCUCAGCCACUUCCUGUUUCCUGUCUGCAGGCUUCUGAUUGUCUUUGGCGGCGAGGAGGAGGAAAGCAAAGCAAAGCAAAGCAAAGGAAACUCCACCAGCUCCGAGGCACUCGCUUCCCGUCCGCGCAGCAGCGGCGGCCGAGCGAAACUUGGUUGGUCUCGUCAUCGUUUGACAAAGAUUGUGGGGGGCGGCCUCCCCACCGCCACAGACCUCUUCAAAAGGGCGCACUCUGCAUCAUCCCUCUCCCACCUCGAGCAGGAGGCUCCACAGCAUGCGAUGCAGGGUCACCAGCUUCUUUCCCAAAGCUGGGAGACUAUUGAACCCGAACGGUGCUCCGUAGCCCCGACAUCAGCACCCCCGUGCCUACAACGAACACUUCAAUUCUUUGCGAGUUCAAAGGACCUUGGAAAUAGAAUGCAAAUAUUACGUGCCAUUCAAGCCUCGCGCAUUUGUGUUUUGGCUGCAUCCGAACCCUAACUGCGUUUGCACCUUUGCACACAUUCACAACUGCCAAGAAGUCGUCUUAUCUUUUUUAUCUUGUCUUAUUUUCUUGUUUUGUGUACAUUUCACAGGUCUUGAGAUUUAUUGGCCUAAUCUGGGUCAUUUUGGUGCAACAUCUUGUGUAAAUGUGUGUCGGUAUGACCGUGAAACUCCUUGAAUAUGAACGCAUCACGUCACCUGACAGCACUUCAAAGUAUUCUGUAACAUGUCGCCGGUCGAGACGUCCGCAAAGAUGAAACAGUAAAGGAAGAAAAGAACAUUUGGGAUGAAAGAGCGAAGGGGCGUCCCAGCUGACUCCGGGCUACACCCGAACUGGUCGCCAGCCAAUCGCAGGGCACAUACAAACAAACAAACAGACAAACCAUUCGCACUCACGUUGACACCUAUGCGGGCAAUUUCGAGUCUUCAAUCCACCGAGCACGCCUGUUUUGGGGAUGUGGGAGGAAACCGGAGUGCCCGGGAGAACAUGCCAACUGCACACAGGCGGGGCCGGGAUUUGAACCCCGGUCCUCAGAACUGUGAGGCAGAUGUGCUAACCGGUCGUCUGCCGCGCCGGCGCAGUGUAGCUAUUUCACACCAUAUUUUGGUUGUAAUCGAAUCUGAUUUGAUGACAGAUGUAGUCUUACAAUGCCUUGUUGCUCCCUGUAACACACGUGUUGUGACUGAUGAUACGAAGAAAAACUGAAGCAUUCCUGUUCUUGCAGGUCGUGUCGGUCAACAACGGGAAGUAACCGAUGUUUGGCUUUUAUUUUGAAAUGUGGAGAAUCCGGAAGUAGUGUGCGUCCCGUUUGCCGCGGGGGAAGGCGUGUUGACGUCCAAAAUCAGAGCGCUCAGAACUCGCAGAACCCGAGUAGGUGUGGCUGUGGAUCGACUUGGGGUUCCGGGCUCAGUCUGCGAGCAGAUCGGGCGAACCGGGGAAGAGGAGCAGCGCGAGCACGAUUGGACUGAAGUAGAAGGAGGUCCCAAUGCCGAUGGGUCACCGCGGCUGGUAAUGACGCUGUGAUGGCAUCAGGAGAUGGCGCUGGCGAUGGUCGUCAUGGCGACGCUGGAUGCUAACACGGCAGUGGAAACGCUUCUGGCCGCCAUCCAUCUGGAGAGGUACCACGUCUCCUUCCAGAGAGCCGGCCUCCUAUUGGCCGCCGACGUGGUCCACUUGGAUCACGACGCGCUGGUCAGCUUGGGAAUCACGGCCACCGGGCAUCGCAAACGGAUCCUGAGGCUUCUGUCUUACGUCCAGAGGCGGGUAGCUCAAGUGGCCAAUCAGAGAGCGGCGGCCGAACGACACCAUUCCGUGACGGACCUACCGUUGUCUCCGUCGCCGACGUUGUCGCGAGCUCGCUGCGGCUCGGGAGCGUUGAGGAACACCUCGGCUUCCGACCCGGCUGCCAUGCUGAAGCCGGUGCCCAAACCAAGAACCGUUUUUAACCGGCGGCGUACCGCACCGGUUCACUUCCGUCCUCCUGCGCCGGACGUGGUCCUGUCCCCCCACAGGAGGCUUUCCCAGGAGUCCAUCUGUUUCCCGCUUUUCCACGGCGUCAACUCAGAGCAGAAGCAGACGCCCGGCCGGCAGGACGAGGCGACGCCUGUCGGCAGGUCAGGCAUUUCCUUACCGCCCGUUCCCCCGAGGGUCACCCGUAUGGUUGAGCUCGCAGCGUGCCCGUUGCCUUCGUCUCAUGCGCAAGCGUACUACAACCAAACACUUCCUGCUCCUCUUUCUGCUGCACUUCCGGCUUCCUGUUCACCUUCGUCUCCUGGUCACCAUGACGACAGCAGGAUGUCCGUAUCCUCCCGGUGGUCCGGAUCGGGCCUCGGUGAUGGCGGAAGGAUGGAGAUGAUCUCCAAUGACAUCUACUGGGGCACUGCGGCAUCUGCCCCUCCGCCGCCGCCGCGACAAACAGCUGACGGGAAACAGAGGAACCAGAUAAAUAGUGGCGCCACAUCAAGCAACAACUCGUCGGGAUCGGCCAGAGAUGAUCCAACUGACCUUGAUGAUGUCAUCAGUCCCUACUCCGAAAGCCCUUUCCAAAGAGGCGGAGUCAUCACCCCCGCCAGCGAGAAUGAUGCGAGACGAGACGGAGAAACCAGGAGGUGGGAAUGGCAGCGCGCUGAGGAUCAUGGCCCCAUGCUGUCCCCGGACGGCGAUGAGGACCAGACCAUUUCACCGUACGCCAGCUACACAUCCCCCGGUGACAGGGCCACGCCCAUUAUCAGCGGUUGGCUGGACAAACUGUCACCGCAGGGGAACUAUGUUUUCCAGAAGCGCUUUGUCAAGUUUGACGGAAAAAAUCUCAUGUACUUUGGAAAUGAAAAGCUUCGUUGUCGUCUUUGCCUCUUUCAGGAUGUGUACCCUAAAGGAGUCAUCCCAUUGGCUGCCAUCCAGAGGGCCCCCCCCUCCAAAGACAACAAAUUUGAAAUAGUGACGAGUCAGCGGACCUUUGUUUUUAAGGCUGAUAAUGAAGUGCUGAGGCGGCGUUGGGUUUCUACACUGCAGGACCACGUCCGAGACCAACUGGUGUUCGGGCGGCGCUGGUUGGGUCCUGGUCCUCACUGUCAGAAACACGGCUUCCUGGAACUGAAAGGAACCAAGUCCAAAGUUUAUGUGGCCAUAAACACAGAGCAGAUUUGGCUCCACAAAAGCCAACAGUGUUUUCGUACUGGGAUCGGCAUUACGAUGAUUGAAGCCUGCGGUGCCACCAUCCGAGAUGGGAAACACAAAAAUUUCGACCUCAUCACGCCCUACAGAACCUUCAGCUUCACGGCAGACUCGGACCGGGAGAAACGGGACUGGAUGGAGGCGCUGCAAGAGGCCAUCACAGAGACCCUGUCGGACUACGAGGUGGCCGAGAAGAUCUGGUCCAACCGCUCCAACCGGACGUGUGCCGACUGCCGGGCCGUCAACCCCGACUGGGCCUCCAUCAACUUGUGUGUGGUCAUCUGCAAGAACUGUGCCGGUCAACACAGAGGUCUGGGCACUAUGGUUUCCAAAGUCCAGAGUGUGAAACUGGACACCAGCGUGUGGAGCAACCAGAUCGUGCAGCUCUUCAUCAUGCUGGGUAACGACUGCGCUAACGAGUUCUGGGCUGCCCACUUGUCCCAGUCGGACGAGCUGGCCUGCGACGCUUCGCCAAGUCAAAGGCGAGAGUUCAUCGGUCAGAAGUACCGAGAAGGACGCUUCCGACUGGACCAUCCCGCUUUCAGCAGCCAGGAGCAGCUACUGAAGGUCUUAUGUUGUGCGGUCUCCGAACACACACUCCUCAAAACUGUUACUCACAUCUUCUCUGAAGCCAGAUCCAAUCACCUGACCACCACCACUCACGGACAUCAACCAACCAGAGACCUGCUAGAUCACUACCUCACCUCGGAUCCUGGCAUCUAUGAUGAGAUCAUGAAGACAGUUCUUCAUUCGGGCUUCCUCUUCAGGUCCAAUUGCGCUAGCAGAGGGACGCUGUCCCGCCGAUAUCGAGAAGACUUCCAGAAGUUCUGGUGCUCCAUGGAUCAGUCGCUGCUCUUCUACCAGUCGGAGCGGUCGGCAGAAGCAUGCAUGGAGAUCAGCCUGAAGGACGUCGUGUGUUUGGGAGUCAGCCGACCCGACUCGUUCAACAAUAACUGCUUUGUGGACAGGUUCCGGUACACCUUCGAGUUGUAUCUGACCUCAGACAAAGUUUAUCAGUUUGGUGUGGAGACGGCCGAACUUCUCCACGCCUGGACCAGUGCAAUCGGGAAGGCCGCUACGCCGAUAAGCUGUCACUGUCUGCUGACUCGGGAGUUCGAACGCAUUGGACGACUGCGGUACCGAGCCAUGCUGGACCCUCAGCAGUGGAAGGAGGCACACUUUGUCCUGCAGAAGUCCAACCUCUUCAUCUGUCCCCAAAAUGACGGCGCCGCAGAAGACAUCAUCAACCUGAAGCGUCUUCAGGAGCUGAGUGUCACUUCAGAAAGCCAGAACCAGGAGAAGAAAGACAUCCUCGUUUUGGUGGAGAAGGGGAGGACGUUCCACCUGCAGGGUGUUGGCCGCACCGACUUCAGCUUGUGGUACUUGGACAUCCAGCGGGCCAGCGGCGGCAAGGGGAAUGCCCUGCAAGAGCAGCAGCUAAGCAGGAACGACAUCCCCAUAAUCGUGGACAGCUGCAUUGCCUUCGUCACACAGUAUGGUCUGGGCCAUGAGGGGAUCUAUCGCAAGAAUGGAGCCAAGUCUAGAAUCAAACUUCUCAUGGAGGAGUUCCGAAAAGAUGCUCGCAACGUCAAACUACGCAUCGGAGACCACUUCAUUGAGGAUGUAACGGACGUCCUCAAGCGCUUUUUCAGGGAGAUCGAUGACCCAGUCUUCAUGGCUGACCUCCACCCGCUGUGGCAGGGGGCCGCUAAAAUCCAGCUGAAAGGUUCGAGGUUAGACCACUACAAGGAGAUCAUCCGGACGCUUCCACGGGUCAACAGGAUGACUCUGGCUGCACUCAUCAGUCACCUCUACAGGGUCCAGAAAUGUGCCGACCUGAACCAGAUGUGUACCAAGAACCUGUCGCUGCUCUUCGCUCCCAGCCUCUUCCAGACGGACGGCAAAGGAGAACACGAAGUGAAGAUCAUCGAAGAUCUCAUUGACAACUAUUUGUACGUCUUCGAUAUCGAUGAGGAGCACCAGAAUCAGAUGGAGUUGGAGAUCAGCCUCAUCACCUCCUGGAAAGACACUCAGUUGUCUCAGGCGGGUGAUCUGAUCAUUGAAGUCUACUUGGAGACGAAGAUGCCAGACAGCUGCAUCACCCUUAAAGUGUCACCCAGCAUGUGUGCCGAGGAGCUGACCAAUCAGGUCCUAUACAUGAGGAACAUCCCCGCUGGAGACAAAGAUGUCUGGAUGACAUUUGAGGUUAUCGAUGACGGACAGCUUGAGCGUCCAUUGCAUCCCAAAGAGAAAGUUCUGGAACAGGCACUUCAGUGGUGCAAGAUGGCCGACCCGAGCGCCGCCUACCUGGUAGUGAAGAGGGUCCCGAAAGGCGACGGCAUCAACAUUCUCACCUCCUACAAGAGUGACCUGAUGAAGGUUGGUGUGCUGAGGUGUCGCGAGGAGCCCCCCAAACUGCUUCAAGGGAACAAAUUCCAGGAGAGAAGCUUCCAGAUCAAGAAGAACAAACUACUUCUGCUCAAAGACAAGAAGAGCUUGAAAGCAGAGAAGGAGUGGUCUCUGAAGACCAUGAAAGUCUACAUAGGGGUCCGCAGGAAACUCAAAGCGCCGACGAGGUGGGGCUUCACUGUGAUGUCACACAAACAUCAGCUGUUCCUAUGUUGCCCGAACGUGGCCGACUUGUGGGACUGGGUCAGCAGCUUCCUCAGAGCUCAGAACGACGAGCCGGGCCCUCCCGUCCUCAGACGUCACUCGUCGUCCGACAUCGCCCGGCAGAAGUUCGGCACCAUGCCCCUGGUGCCCAUACGAGGAGACGAGAGCAACCACGGCAUGCUGUCAGCCAAUCAGACGCUGAGGAAGCUUCACGACCGCAGGACGCUCUCCAUGUUCUUUCCGAUGAAGGUCCAUCAGGACUGCGUGAAGGAGCGUUCCGAGUCUCCGGAGCCGCUCUACGAGGAGGUGGGCGACUUUGGCCUGCAGGUGCUCAAAUCCCUGGAGAGCAGCUUCCUGUCCGGGGGCGGCGGCGACACGCGCGAGCUCCGAGACCCGCCUGAGGCACGACCGCUUCCCGCCCCGCACGGAUACGCCGACUCAGAGCCGGCGUCUCAGCCUCAGGCCGUGUGCACGCCGUCUCAGGAGCUCCUCCUACAGGAACUGUCCUCAGCUUUCGGCGGGAAGGCGGACCGAGACGAAGAUGAGGAAGAGGAGGAGAGCAGAGUCGAUUGAUUGACACGAUAUAAAUAUCAUAUGCAUGUAAUGGCAGAUGGACGCCUGCGGGUGGCACUGCCGUGCCAUCAAUGUACAGGCUUACCCUGUGGAAUUUAACACGCACACACACAUUUUUCAUGUGGACUUCCUGUCACCUUUUUGGAUGAAACGGUGAUUGUCAAAAGUAGCAACCAUGUUUUGUGAAAUUAAAGUCGUCGUGGUUGAAGGGACCCAAAACUUCU